CAAAAAAAAAAAAAGAGGUGAGAGAAUUGGAAAGACCAAAAAAAAAAAAAAUCCUAAGGAACCUGUUCUUGCUCCUUUGUUCUUGAGUUUAGGGCAGCGGGUUUGGUAUUACCUCAAUUCGGUCAGUGUGUUUGCAACCAUGGCUGGUUCCUUUGAAUACGAAUACGAUGUCUUCGUUAGUUUUUGUAAGGAAGAUACCCGCACAAGCUUUGCCGGACAUCUCUUUGCCUCUUUUGACCGUAAAAAGAUUCGUGCGUAUAGAGGGGAAGAGGGUGGACCCGAGUUAUUGAAUGAAAUUGAAAAAUCAAAUAUUGCGGUUGUGGUGUUCUCCAAAAACUAUGCUACUUCGCAUUUGUGCCUGGAUGAGCUGGUGAAGAUCAUGGAAUGCAAAAGGCUGUUCAAUCAAAGGGUGAUCCCUGUUUUCUAUGAUGUGUCUCCAUCCGAGGUGCGAAAACAGAAGGGGAAUUUGUCGGAGGCGUUGCUGAAUGGCCCUGAAGAUAAGGUGAAUAGUUGGAAGGUUGCUUUAACGGACGCUGCAAACUUGGCAGGCUUGCAUUUGAAACCGUAUCGUCCAGAGCCAGAGUUUAUAGAGGAAAUUGUUGAAGUCAUUUGGAAAAGACUAAAAGGGGAAUCAUCCACCGUUCAAUCCCGUCGUCAGAUUGAUAAUCCCGGUACAGGUGCCGGUGAAGACUCUUCAAUAAUCAUCUCGCAAAAUGAUGCUUCAUCUGUUCAAAAUGUUAUUGCUGAGUGGAGUCGUCUUUUUUUUUUUAGCCUUAUAUAGACAUUUUGUUUUUGAAUCUAACUAAAAAGAUUCUCUAGUUUUUUUAUUUAUUUAAAAUCUCAGACGUUGCGUGCGGAGCAGUAAGACUUUAAAGGGUCACAAGUCUGAAGUAUGAAGUCUUCAGCAGCUACAAGCCGAAUAUUCCCUUCAACUCCACUGCCAAGUAAGGAUUGGAAGUGAAACCUAUUCCUCCCCCAGUCGAUUUUUCCCAUUCGGCUCCUUCCCUGCUUUACUCAUUUUAGCUGUUACAUUUUUUCUUUUCUUUUUUGUAUUUUAUUUUAUAUAUAUGUAAUUCGAUUAUUACAACGGGUAAAGAAAAUUUGAAUUCUGAACGUGGACAUGUACUAUUUGUUGAAAGAACGUGUACUUUUUAAGUAUGAUUGCAUAAUUGAUGUUUCAAUAGAGGAAUUUUUUCUUA
Quercus robur (English oak) is the source of this 1199-nucleotide messenger RNA. RefSeq names its product disease resistance protein RPV1-like. The coding region runs from base 140 to 781 and encodes 213 amino acids. NCBI's taxonomy places the organism in Eukaryota, Viridiplantae, Streptophyta, Magnoliopsida, Fagales, Fagaceae. Gene Ontology annotation, biological process: signal transduction; defense response. The transcript is spliced from 2 exons. The record is from RefSeq and is a predicted model, not a curated record.